Notothenia coriiceps (black rockcod) is the source of this 3143-nucleotide messenger RNA. RefSeq names its product chromobox homolog 2 (Drosophila Pc class) (gene cbx2). Gene Ontology annotation, cellular component: heterochromatin; PRC1 complex. The record is from RefSeq and is a predicted model, not a curated record. Gene Ontology annotation, biological process: negative regulation of transcription by RNA polymerase II. NCBI's taxonomy places the organism in Eukaryota, Metazoa, Chordata, Actinopteri, Perciformes, Nototheniidae. The transcript is spliced from 5 exons. The coding region runs from base 13 to 1596 and encodes 527 amino acids.
GCGAAGGCAGACAUGGAGGAGCUGAGCGCCGUGGGAGAGCAGGUCUUUGAUGCGGAAUGCAUUUUAAACAAGCGGCUGAAAAAGGGAAAGUUGGAGUAUCUGGUGAAGUGGAGGGGAUGGUCAUCCAAACACAACAGCUGGGAACCCCAGGAAAACAUCCUUGACCCAAGACUGUUGGCGGCAUUCAACAAGAAAGAGCAAGAAAAGGAACUUCUUAUACUUAAGAAAGGGAAGAGGCCCAGGGGACGACCACGGAAAAUUCUAGAAAAUGUGCCUGAAGCAACAAAGUCAAGCAGCUCUUCAUCAGGCUCAUCAUCAUCGUCUUCUGAUUCCUCAUCCUCGUGCUCGUCCUCUUCAUGCUCUUCAGAGGACGAUGACGACGAUAGCAAUGUCACACCAGCAACCCCAAAUGUGAGAACACGAGACCUUCACCCUGUCCCUCAGAAGAAGGCUCAGAUCCUUGUCGCAAAACAGGAGCCCCCAAAGAAACGAAGCAGGAAACCUCCGUCCCCUGAAGUGAAGGAAUUUCAGCAGAACAAGGGCCCUCGCAAAGUUCUGAAGGCUUCAAAAGAUGCAGAUCUUCCAGGAGCAAUCAAGAAGCCUGUUCACCCAGCAAGCUUCACCUUCAUGGGUUUUCAUCGGGGUUCGCCAAGGGAUACAGUAGGCAGUCAGAACAAGAGCUCUGUGACUCAGGGCGGGGCUGUAAAAAGCUCUGUGGGAUCAGAGAGGUCAGUCCAACCCGCCUCCCUCUCCCUGAACAAAUCGAGCCAGAGCAGGAAUGUCACUGAGGGUAAACUGUCCAUCUCCAGCGUGAGCUGCAGGACAAGUCUGGAUUUGAAAGCAGCUGCUAGUAAAUCAAAAGGGGUGGCAGCAUUGAAUUUGAAUACAUCCAAACACCUCAUUCAAGGAACCACUCAGCAUACACUAAGCUCCCCCAAUGGACAAAAGAAAGCCCAGGCCCCUGCGUCAACACCGCAGCGGUUACCAAAUUCUAAAGCUGUGGCUGCCUUACCUUCUAAAAAUUCCUUGUCCAAUCACGGUUCUGGCCCUCAGCCACUCAAUCUUCAGAACAAACUUGUGAAAAGCAACGCUGUUCCUGGAAAUGGUACUGCUCCAGUAUCAGGCCUGAGAAAUGCAACACUACCAGCACGGAAAAUUACUGCCUUGCAGGAUUAUAAUCCUCCAAAAAGCCCUGCUAACCCUGGAAGACUUCAGGCCAGAAAGAGCCAGUCUGGGGUAGACAUGGUCAAGGAGGCGACUGAGAUCCAGACCCCCAGAGUCCAGGGCAGGCUGGUGAAGGGCAGUGUGCAGAAAUCCUCCACGGAAGUCCAGAUUCAGCAAGACAGAUUGGCCCCCAAAGACGGCAAAAAGGCCAAAAUUAAUGAGAUGAGCACGGGUGAAGAGGAGAGCGGCUCGGACACGGACCAGGAUUCUUCUUACGUUGGACAGGAUGGCUCGGUAAUGGUCCAGAACCAGGACUGGAAGCCCACCCGCAGUCUGAUAGAACACGUGUUUGUAACAGAUGUCACUGCUAAUCUAGUUACCGUCACAGUCAAGGAGUCGCCAACCAGUGUGGGCUUCUUCAGCAACUACUAACGGUAUUCCAGACACUUCAAACCAGAUGGGCUUUGAAAGCAAACAGAGGUUUUGGGGUUCAGAAGGAAUUUAAAUAAACCUUUUGCGAAUUCCUGAAGAAUGCAUCAGGGACCAGGAGUUCAUUUGCGCUUUAUCUUCUUUUAGUAAAAGACCAGUUUUUUAGGUUUAGAAAAAAAGAGAGAUCCAAAUGUGAGUUAACUAUUGUUAUUAUUUAUUUGUCUACAAAUUGUUCAAGAAAAGACAGAGAGGACAGGAAAAGGUCCAAAGAGGUUGCAAAGAGUGACAUUAUGGUCUCGCUUGACAAUAAUGUUUUUUGGUUUCAUUCAUUCCAAAAUUGGGCUACUACUUUGGUUUUGGAUAGAAAAUAAUGUUAAUGUCUUAAGUGUCAAUAUGGAACUCCGAAACACAGUGUAGGUUUUUGAAUCUAUGUGAAAUAUAAGCAUUCAUACAUUUAUCCAUGGUAAUAACUACUGUGUGUUAAGAAGAAUGUCUAAAUGAAGAAAUAAGGAAAGCACAUCCUCUUGUAUGCUUAGCACACAUUUAGUUCAUAAUGUGUCAAUGGUGUAAACCCAUAUAAAUAAGUAGCUAAUGUAAAACCAGUUUCUAAUUCUUAGUAUAGUAUAGUUUAUUUGUAUAACAUUUCAUAAGUUAGCUACCUCUUUAUUUUUGACGUUUUGCUGCAUAUGUAUAUUCAUUUCUCAUGGGAUAGGAAGUCCUUCCCCUGCAGGGUAUACCAUCAUCGUGUCCAUAUAAUUGGUUUAUAUAGUUUAAAUGUGUCGGACACGUAUGCUGUGUUUAACUUGGUUUAGUAGCAGCAGCCAGUUCAAGCGGCAGAAAACUGCUUCCUUUCUGUUUUGUGAAAAACUCCAUCAGAACAGCCUCUGAGCGCCUUUUAUUCCUCAGUGCAGCCAGUUUAUCAGCACAGUUUUCCAAACGAGCUGAACCAUGUGGGGAGUCAGAUACAUUAUCUGUGUGUGUGUGUGUGUCCCGGUGUCUCAGAUAAGACUGUGAGGUUUGCUCUUCUGUCUCUGCAUCAGUACUGUCCUUCAUUCACCGGCAACUCUAAUCUUCUCAGACUUGUAAUGAAUAUGGAGACAGCCCAGAGAAUAAGUGCUUGUGUCGACAUGGCAGGCUGAUCAUGGACAGUACACCUGACAAUGCCUUUCGCUCACUCUGUCAGGGCUUCCCAUGAGGCUUUGAAAACCACUGUGGGAAAAGAGGGGUGUGGACAAUAAACCGUUCAGCUUUGUUUGUCGCUGACCACAAAAUACCAGGUGUCAUAGUGUCUGAUGCCACUGGUGUUUUGAACAUGUCGAGGACUGAAACACAACAUUGGGUUGUCUUUCUUUUUCCUCGCAGCUGCAGACGUCUCAUUUCACCCGCCUGCAUGGGCUCAGGAGCUGCAGGCCCGGCCUCCCAGAAAAAAAAGAAGAAAAAGAUCUCUAUCUGAUGUAACGGAAAAGAAACCACAACAAUGUGCGCUACUUUCUGCUCCCCAGAGAGGAGUUCAGCAACAAAGCACUUCGACUGAACUCUUCUGUGUAAUC